Molecule: messenger RNA, 2109 nt
Organism: Galendromus occidentalis (western predatory mite)
Lineage: Eukaryota; Metazoa; Arthropoda; Arachnida; Mesostigmata; Phytoseiidae
Product: zinc finger protein 572
Exons: 1
Coding region: 1-1473 (490 amino acids)
Biological process (GO): regulation of DNA-templated transcription
Molecular function (GO): DNA-binding transcription factor activity, RNA polymerase II-specific; RNA polymerase II cis-regulatory region sequence-specific DNA binding
Source: RefSeq, a predicted model, not a curated record
AUGAACGGAUUCUCUCCCAUAGACCUCCUGCAGUUGACGAUGGUUUCUCAGGACGACGAUCGGCCGGCUUCGAAGGAACACGAAGAACCUAACGAGGGCGAGCCCUACUAUUGUCCGUUAUGCAGUUUCUCCACCCAUAGGCCAGGCCUACUGUUGCGGCAUACGUUCGAACACACCGGAGUGCAACCGUACUCAUGUUGGAAGUGCAACCAACGCUUCACGCUUCCAGAAACGCUCGUAGACCAUUUCAUAUCUGAACACAGCAUCAAGGGCCAGCCACUGAAGUGCUCGACGUGUCGUAAGACCUUUUCGACCCGCAGAGGAUUGAUCCAGCACCAGCUGCAAUACACCAUUGAGAAGUCACGCUUCUGCUACUACUGUGCCAAAGGCUUCGGCUCGGACUCCGCAGAGAAAGAACACCAGAGAUCACAUUCGCCGGGAGUCGCCGAAUGCUGGAUGAGAUGUCCCGCAUGCCGAAAAUCUUUUCCCAACGAAGACGCGCUUAGAAUUCACUCGGUGUUCCAUUUGAAACUCUCGGCCGACAGAUUUAUCGCGCCCGACCCGGGAAUGGCGCUCGCGAACCACGCGAGGAAGUACUUCCAAGCGCGAAAGCACUCGCAAAGUUCCUCGCUGAAACGUCGCCGUCCACGUAAGAAGUAUUCCUGUGAGCACUGCGACAAGGUCUAUGUUUCGAAAAUGACUCUCAGAUGGCACGAACGGCACCAUAGACUGCCGUUCUCGUGCCGCGCGUGCACCCGUUCGUACUCGACGCUGUGCGCCCUGCUGGCGCACGCAGCCGAUCAUGACACGAUCUCAUCCAUCGAAGAGGAGCAAUUACGUUUCCAGGAAAAGAUCGAGAAAAAGACAGGAUUAGGAGGUGUUAACACGGCAACACCGAUCGGGGGAUUGGGGGCGCUCCAGCAUCAUCCCUCCAUCGCGGGACUGUCGGCUUCACUCGGUGUGCCUCCUGUUGAACGUCAUGAGUGUCCUACAUGUGGUAAGGCAUUCGGGUCUGCCAACAGCCUGCGGGCGCACAAGAAAUCUCACACGACAGGGAAAACGCCUCACAAAUGCCCUACUUGCGGCAAACAGUUCGUGCGGUCUUACGACAUGAAACGACAUAUGCGCACCCACGAUAGCUCGGCUCCGUACAUCUGUCAGAUCUGUCAGCAGAAAUUCUCUCAGAGUUCUUCGCUGAAGAAACACUACAAGACCCAUCGCAUCCAUUGUCCUCUCUGCCUGAAGCAAUUCGACCUACCCGAGCAGCUCCAACAGCACGUCUCUCAAUGCCCGGCUCAGCAAGCUCAACAAAGUCUUCUGGCCGCCGCGAUCUCCAACAUGAACAAUAUCGGAGGACUGAACGGAAUGCCGCCCGAAGCUCUCGCGGGUCUCAUGCAAGCGGCCCAGGGUAUCAUGUCCCAACCGUCCACGAGUCAACCUCCCGCAGCGGACAAGUGGGCUUUCAAAGAGUGAAAAGGCACGAGGCUUACUCGUUACUCGCUCGCUUCCAGCUAGCGUAUCGAUCACAUUGGAGCACGGCUCGGAGGCAAUUCUCUGCUUAUCCAUGUGGUCUUGGAUAAUGACAUCAGAUGGGGAACUCGGUACGAGGAACUUAGUUCAUUCAGUUGAACCAUGCCUCGGGCAUAUCAUGUCGAAUCUCAUCUGACUGGGGCAGCCUUGCCGGAGGGCGAAGUACUUUUCUGUAUAUAUCUAAAACUCGGAGGUAUAAACGGAUUGUCGUAGGUUCGAGUCAUUAAGAACGAUAUGAGAGAAUCGGGUAGAGCAUUAUUUGUAAGUUAUAUACCAAUAGCGUAGACUUGUGACGGAAGAUUAUCCGCAUCAUCAUAUGGUAGCGUGAAUCGUCAGAAGGGACUAGGUUCUGACGUAGAGCUGUAUCUUCGUGAUUUGUCAACCUCUCAAAGGUUCCUGUCUGUGUAUAUUAAAUGCGGAACAACUCUCGACGGUCAUACAGAGUCGGAAGCCGUUUCCCGCCUCCUAGUAUUAUGGACUUUUAGGUUCUAUGCAUUCAGUGUGUCGCGGUGUACUUCCCCGAGGGGAGACGGCUCUCAUCGCAGGAAAUCAAAAUAAACUAUUCUUUAAUAUUUAUCA